GGUCUUUUCACUCACAUCGAUGCCCUACCCGUAUUGGUCUCGGCGCUUCGUACCGAAGAGCCCGUCAGGACCCCAGCGCUUUCGGUCAGCCUGUCGAACGCCGUGAAGGCGGUGGCCGACUCGAUUACAGCUAUGGUCCAAGCGAGUCAGCAGGCUGCAUAUCUUGCCGGAGCUGGGAGCCACGGGGCCACGGCGGGUCGUGCCACCGGAUUGACACCGAGUGAAGCCGCUCUGUUGGCUGGCCGUGUCGAAGCGAUACACACAGACGCGCGAGUUUUAAUGGCCGAACUGACUGCACAAACAGUUAACGGUCAGACUUCCGAAUUGGGAUCAGCCUGUGGGGAGCAACUUUCGCCUUUGGUGAGGGUUCAGGUUUAG
Molecule: messenger RNA, 378 nt
Organism: Protopolystoma xenopodis
Lineage: Eukaryota; Metazoa; Platyhelminthes; Monogenea; Polystomatidea; Polystomatidae
Source: the annotation of a GenBank genome assembly